This is a messenger RNA of Girardinichthys multiradiatus, 6464 nucleotides long. It is a transcript of the gene zbtb46, whose product is annotated as zinc finger and BTB domain containing 46. The coding region runs from base 281 to 2782 and encodes 833 amino acids. Lineage: Eukaryota; Metazoa; Chordata; Actinopteri; Cyprinodontiformes; Goodeidae. The transcript is spliced from 9 exons. Gene Ontology annotation, molecular function: DNA-binding transcription factor activity, RNA polymerase II-specific; protein binding; RNA polymerase II cis-regulatory region sequence-specific DNA binding. The record is from RefSeq and is a predicted model, not a curated record. Gene Ontology annotation, biological process: regulation of transcription by RNA polymerase II.
GGCUCCUGAUACCAAGACACGGAAAAGCAGGGGAGGAAAAGAGAGAACGAACAAGGGGCUGGUGGAGGAAGAGGAGAGGGGAGUUGGAGAAAUCGGGAAAUAACACUUAACAAAAAGCGCACAGAGAAGAGGAGGGACGGCACCCGGCGCGUUGGACAUCCCCAGUUUCUUUCCUCGGGCUGUCACUGCAGAUUGGACUCCGAGGGACCGACACGGUGGCCACCCCAGACCCCAUGGGGUAACAGAUGUUUUGAGGAAAGGCUUUUGUUCAGCUACACAGAUGAACAACAGGAAGGAGGACAUGGAGAUUUCAUCUCACUACCGUCAGCUCCUUAGAGAGCUAAAUGAGCAAAGGCAGCAUGGCAUCCUCUGUGACGCCUGUGUCAUUGUGGACGGAAAGAUCUUCAAGGCCCAUAAGAACGUCCUUCUGGGUUCCUCGCGCUACUUCAAAACUCUUUACUGCCAGGUUAAAAAAGGAGCCGAGCCUCCCCAUCAGACUACUGUUACUCACCUCGACAUUGUGACAGCGACUGGCUUCAAAGCCAUCCUGGAUUUCAUGUACUCAGCGCACCUUGCCCUUACCAGUAAGAACGUCAUCGAGGUCAUGUCGGCUGCCAGCUACUUGCAGAUGACAGACAUCGUCCAGGCCUGCCACAGCUUCAUCAAGGCUGCUCUGGACAUCAGCAUCCGCUCAGAGAUGGCUGAUGAGCUGGCUGACUUUGAAAUCGGAGCUGUUGCUGCAGGUUUAGGAGGAGGUGGAGGAGUUGCGGGGAGUGGAGGAGGGGUCGGUUUAGGUGGAGGCGGGGGUGUUCCAGGAGCAAGUUUGGGAGGAGGAGGUGGGAUAGUGGGCAUAGCUUCUGAAGCCUUGGCCUCCAUCAUUUCUGGUCGGAGCACCUCUCCCUGGCUGGCACGCCGUACUAGUCCAGCCAACUCCUCCGGGGAUUCAGCCAUUGCCAGUUGCCAUGAGGGAGGCAGCACGUAUGGGAAGGAAGACCAAGAGCCACCUAAGAGCCAUGAGAGCCAGGAGGAAGCCUGUCAUGACUCUCAGCCCGCCUGGCCUCAUGACUAUAGGCCGGUCAACGUCAAAGAAGAACAGGUCUCCCCUGCCUCCUCUUCUCAUCCAAGGGACACUCCCAAGGGAUCAACCCAAAGCCAGGUAGAACAAGGGGCAGGGGGAGCUAGUGGUGGAGGCGCUGAAGGACCCUGGCAGCCACUAUCAGGGUCAGGGCGGAGGAAGAACCGGAAGAACAAGGACACAGUCAGGCAUAUUACACAGCAGGCUGAGAGAACCUGGGAUCGGCAGAGGGACAGAGACAGAGACAGUAGGCCUGGAUCUCCACUUCCCCCCAUGCUGGCUGUCAGUUGGAACUACCAUGGACAGGACAUCCCAGGGGCAGACGUGACCGAACCCAACAGCUCAGACAGUCGAGGAGAACGCCUCGAUUUCUUCCUCAAGCAGGAAGAGGCUCUCACCACAGAACCGGGCUUCCUGGGAGCAAACGAAUCGGAGGAGGCUGGUGGAGGGGCAGGAGGCGGAGGCAUCUCAUCCGUAGCCAAUCUGAAGGCAGCCCUUAUGAGUAAGAACAGCCUGCUGUCGCUGCGGGCUGAGAUGAUGGGAGAUGAUAACCCCUUGCUGUAUGAAUACCUGCCCAAAGGAGGACACUCCCUGUCCUGGCUCCGCUCCAACAACUACUCCAGCGCGCUCCGGCCAGGGGCCACGGGGGCCGCUGUUCAUAACAAACAGGGCGCUGGUUCCUCUCCUCCACUUCCUCUUCUUCCUCUUCAUCUACCACCAUCACCACCACCACCACCCCAUCUGCCAUCAUCAACAUCAGCAUACUGCCCACCCUCUCCGCCCACACCACUGCACCCGUCCGAGCCUCGGCCCCUGGAGGCCCCCGGGUUGCGGGCUGGGGCGACACCGCUGCACUCAGACGGCCUGGACAUGGAAGUAGAAGAGGCCCCCGAGGGCACAGAACCCUCCACCUUACCUGAGGAGGGUAUAAAGGACAAAGAAGACAUGAAAGAAUUCAGCACAGCUCUGGAAGGUGACCAGUCCCAUGUCGAGAGGGAUCAGAUGGGCGAAGGAAGCUGUGCCGGUGGCUCAUCAGUGCAGGCAUCAGUGUCUGAAGCUGGCACAGGAUCUAAAGGGCUGCUCGCGCUGGUGAAUGACUUCACGGUGAUCCGUAAAAAGUUCAAGUGCCCCUACUGCAGUUUCUCUGCUAUGCACCAGUGCAUCCUUAAGAGGCACAUGCGCUCCCAUACCGGUGAGAGGCCCUACCCAUGUGAAAUCUGCGGCAAGAAGUUCACCAGACGGGAACACAUGAAGAGGCACACGCUGGUCCACAGCAAGGACAAGAAGUAUGUGUGCAAAGUGUGCAGCCGGGUCUUCAUGUCUGCAGCAAGCGUUGGCAUCAAACACGGCUCCCGGCGGCAUGGGGUUUGCGCUGACUGCUCAGGCCGGGGCAUGGCCGCAUUGCUUGACCACAACGGGGAGACGGGCGGGGAUAUCUCCCCCGAGGAGGAGCUGUAUCCGGGGGAUCGUUUUCACGACGACCAGGCGGAGUGUGAUGGUGAUGGGGAAGGGGAGGAGGAAAUGAUGGUGGAAGGGGACGGUGAGAUUUUAGGAGAGGGGGAGGAAGAGGCAGGGAAGUGGAAGGACUCAGGGAUGGCCGCCGAGGCACAUGGAGCAUUGGACAAUGAGAAGGAGGAGAGUAACUCCUCGGCUCAGGAGGGGGAACAGCACAAUGGGAGUGAGAAGGACUUUGCCUGGAUCUCGUAGAAUAAGUCAGGCCUCCUGUUUGUGGCUUGUCAACCAAUCUCUGGAGAUCUUCUCUGAUCUCUCAGGCAGAUUCCUCUGCUCACUUUACCCACUCGCCCCACCCAAUGUGGGCAGGCCUUCCUUUGUACGGAGAUGCUGUAGGGUGAUGCACGACAAUGAUCGAAACACUCAAAUGCACACAUACACACACACGUACGCAAACACGCUCACACAUACACACACACAAACACACACACACUUUCUCAAGCUUGACCGCCAUAGAAGAAGAGUAAUCAAGAGAUGGCUUGAGUGCAAGGCUUUUUUCCGCUUACCUCCUCCACUUCAGAUGCAGUGUUUUUGUGUUUCUUUUUCUUCUUGCGGGUUCAGGCUGGAGUCCAGCUGUUUUCUGCUCUGUCACAACAGGAAUCAGGCUGCCAAGGACAUGGCCAGUGCUAGACUGCAACUUUGUAUGUUUGCCAUCACAAUCAUCGCAGAAACCAAGGAUCACAGACAGAGCAAGGGUGAAACAGCCAGGAAGGAGGGCGUCUCAAAGCCAGAGUCCAAAUCUACUGCAAAGAUCGAGUGUCAGGGUGGGGGACUGCGAAGCCCCAAAUGACACAUUUUCUUUUUUGAGUCCUACUGCCACAGACUUGCACUUUAAUGAUUACUGACUCCUAUCAAAGUCCUGAACCCGUGGUUUACAUUUUUUGAUCUGAUCUUUACUUACCUGAACAACUCGGUGACCGCACCUACCUUUAAGGAUGUACCUUAUGUCCUCUCUGACUGUUAGCGCCAGAUAGAAACCACUGAAUCCUUGUGCAGAUUGCUGUUUAUAGAGCCUAUGCCUUUUCAGUGGGGUCCUUAAUCUUUUCUUCUCUUAAGUUCACCACCUGGUUUAUAUGGAUCCAUUCCUACAGAAACUGGAGAUUUGUAUAUAAAGAUGUAAAAGAAAGGUGAAAUGAAGGCUGUGUGAGACAGAGAGAGACAGAGAAUGAGCUUUGCUCUUACAAAGUUUAGAGUUUAAAUAAAAAGUUUCUUUUCUCAAAGUCAAUGUGAGCACAAAGUGGAACUACCUUACACUAACAAACACUCUUUGUCUCUCUCACUUGUCUCUCACACUGAAGUUUUUGAUGCUAGGACCUGGGAGCCAAGUCUCUCACACCUUUUUCGUUGCUGUUUUUAUUCUAUUUUAUUUUAUGUCCUCCUUAUUUAGAGGUGUAAAUUCCAGUUUCUCUACACAGAAUAUGCAGACACUUUUCACGGUUACUCUUUUUUGAGUGCUCCAGUUUCUCCUGCUUCAUAAGGUGUAAAGAAAAAGAAUCAACGUUGUGCUUGAAAUUCAGAGAUUUCAGUAUUUGUAGAGAGUGUGAUAUUGAUUUGUUAUUUAUUGAGAACCAUUUUUUCCUUUCUGUGUGGGUGGAUGUGUGAUGGCUGUGCGUUUGAAUGAGGGUCUGGCGUCUAGAAAGAGUCUACACUGAUUUUUAAGAUUAUUUCUGAGUUUUUUGGCAAAAGUUGUUGACAAUUCAAGUGAAGCCUAUGCCUUGUCUUAAUAUUAUGAAUAUCAGAACUAUGAUUAUUGUUGUGAUGUUACUAUUAUUAAUUAUUCUUAUUAAGUGCUGGAUGCUAAGCUUUACCGUGUGUGUUUCUUUUAUUUGAUAUUUUAUAACUUGUAUAAAAAGAAAGCUUUUAUACUUUGCCUUGUUGUGGACAGCAAGCCAUGGGGCUUUUUAUCAACUUUUUAUUGUGCCGGUUUACGAUUUUUUUUUUGUCAUAUUUGCUUUUUUUUAACUACUGAAGGGGAAAAAACACAUUCACUGUCCUGCUCCUCUGUUAGGUAUUGAUUGAAACAUUUAUUCAGCUUAUGCUUUUUGCAUCACUAAUGUACACUAAAUGAUUAAAAUGGAACCAAAAAAAAGAAAAAAAAAACAACAAUCUAGUACUUUUGUAUACAUGAAGUGCUUUUGUUUUGCAGUCCGUGUUUUAACGUGUGCUUUUUGCCUUUAUUGUCGUGGUAAACAGUUUCGUUGUUGGGUUGUUUUUAUUUUAUUUUUUUAUUUUUUUCCACGAGCUUGUCACUAUUCAUUGCAAUUGCAUUAAAGAAUUGCACAUGUUUUUUAUUUUAAUUCUUAAAAAUGAAGGGCUGUGUGAGAGGACCAGCUAGGUUUAGAAGACUGCAUCCUUAAAAGCAAGCAGAUUAGAGUUUUAUUUCUAUUUUUUCACAGUUAAAAUGACACACAGUAAGGCAGUUUGCAGACUAAACACACAUCUCUGAUGUGAGUGUGUUGAGUCUGCAGUCUGGAUUUGAUUCUUCAAAAAAAUGGACAGAAAGUACAGCUGUAACAUGUUGUGGGAAACAUGUUGCCUGUGAUGGCUGCACACAUUAGGCUCCCUGGUGCAGGUGCCAUUGACUGUACUUCUCAUCAAACCUCCGAACAACUUGUGAUGCUUUCUUCAUUUCUAGCAGCUUUGUUUUUCAUUGUGUUUUUGACCCAUUUAUCAAACUGUUCUUUUUUUCUGGGUUUAAAAAAGACAAUGGGGUAGAAAUUUUGAUGAAUGUUAGUAAUGGGUGUGGAAGGAGCCCAUGAUCAGUGACAAAUCCCGGUCCUGUGGUGCUGUUAUGGCCAAUGAGAGACAUCUGGAUGUAUGUUUGAUCCCUCCCCGGAUCCCACCCCACACUUUACUCUCUUCUUACGACCUGUGCUGUAUGUUCUCUUCCUCAUUCCGGGUUGUACUUCAGGAAAAUGUCCGCCAUCGACCCCUCAAUAUGUGCCUCAAUGACAUUUUUUUUCACCUGCGUGCUUGCGAGAUGAGAUGAAUAUUCGUAUCUCUGGAUAGAUGUUUUUUUUUUUUUCUCCUAACAAGACAAAUCAUAACUGGGCAUAUAUAUCCUUCCUCUUUUCCAUGACCUUUUGUGCCCUGAUUCUGUGGUCUUAAUGUGCAUGCCUGUUUUUAUUUUUGUUAUACCAAAGCGACAUCUUCGGCAUCUGCGCACGGCGGUCUCAUUCCACUCAAUGCAAAACUGGAACUGUUUGCUCUUUUUGCAAAUGAAUAUGGGUAUUCUUUGACAUGUACAAACUGCAAUCCUCAUUCAGCCUGUAUAGCUUGACUCACACAUGAAAAUCAUGAAGCCAUAGAUAUGGGUAUAUCUAUAUACUAUAUUUCAAAAAAAUUGCCGCUUUUUACUUUAGAUUUUGUUCUUCUACCAAGAGUGAUGUGUGUAUACCUUCAUAUAUAUGAAUUUAUAUUACUAUUAUAUAUUAUUUAUUUACUCUUUCAAGUUUCAAAGGUUCUUUCAUUUGUAAAGGGUUGCACUUGAAGCUUGAGGUUUGUUUAUUUUUGUUGGGAAUAUUUGUUCAAUAUGAUACUGACUUUAUAAUGAUUAUUAUCAUAACCCUGUGUUUGUAACAAAAUGUGGUAAAUAAUCCGAAAAAAAAAAAAGAAAAACUGUUCUGCUUUUACACCUGUUUAGUUUUUUGGGCAGAUUUAAGUGCUCUUGUGCUGAUAUUUUUUUGAUUGAUAGUACUGGUCACAGAACAUUUUUACGGUCAACCAUAAGCCUUCUGUUUUGAUGUUGGGUCGAGCCUGCGAGUCGUCCAAGCCUCUUUCUAACUUCAUGUUUAGUGGAAGAAUUAGCUUAAUUAUUAUUAUUUGCAAAAUCCAAUCAGUCUCAAUAAAUUUUGAAAUUGCUGCUGUAGAGAUGUGA